AUGUGGGCUGAACCACUGGGGAAACAGCUGGGCCGUCCCACGCGAUCACUUGCAGGGUGGUUGGUGAGCAAGUGGCUCACAGCUUACAAUCAGGUCCUGGAGGAGAGUGCUGUGCAGCUGUGUGCCAUCCAACCUGGGGACACUGUGCUGGAGCUGGGUCAUGGCCCCGGUCUGGGUCUACAGUCUGCAGCCAAACUGCUCACGGGCCCCACAGGCCACCUUAUAGGGGUGGAUUACUCAGAGUACAUGCACCAGAUGGCAAAGAAACAAAUGAUGGAACUUAUAGCGAGUAAAAAAGUGACGCUCCACCACUGUGACGUAGCAGCAAUGCCUCUCAGAGACAGCACUGUGGACAGAGUCUUUCACUGUAACUGCUACUACUUCUGGCCUGAUCUUAGAAAAGGAGCCGCAGAAAUACACCGGGUGAUGAAGCCAGGAGCCCUGAUGGUCACAACUCUGAGGCUUUCUCGUGUGGCUACGAUAGCAGCGAAGGGGGUGAUGCCAGGGGAAAAUUGGCGCCCAGAGGCCUACAUGGCAGCCCUGAGAGACUCCGGCUUCACUGAUGUUAGAAUGGAGGACAAGCAGGACAGAAACAUUACUUUUCAGGCUAUCUUUGCCACUGCCUUCAAAUAAGAUACUUAUGCAAUUAUGAAGUUUAGUGUGAUUACAUCAGUCAUUAAUGGUCUUCCUUUUGAAGAUGGAUAAACUUGAACUUAUCAUAAUGAUAAACAUAUACAGAUGAGAAGUUUUAUAUCAUUUUCUGUCAUUCCCUACGUGCAAUGUUCUUACAUCAGUACCAGUAUACAGUAUGGUGAUUUUAAAGCUUCAAAACAGCAUUACUGUGAAAAGUGGAAAUAAAACAUAAUGAAGAACUCUAUGGAGGAAACCCAACUGUAUGAAUGUGUAAUCAUGCAAUAAAUGGAAAACAGGAAUAAAAGAAUUAGAAAGAA
Pundamilia nyererei is the source of this 950-nucleotide messenger RNA. RefSeq lists its product as uncharacterized. Gene Ontology annotation, molecular function: sterol 24-C-methyltransferase activity. Gene Ontology annotation, biological process: sterol biosynthetic process. Gene Ontology annotation, cellular component: endoplasmic reticulum. Lineage: Eukaryota; Metazoa; Chordata; Actinopteri; Cichliformes; Cichlidae. The coding region runs from base 1 to 633 and encodes 210 amino acids. The transcript has 3 exons. The record is from RefSeq and is a predicted model, not a curated record.